Molecule: messenger RNA, 969 nt
Organism: Menidia menidia (Atlantic silverside)
Lineage: Eukaryota; Metazoa; Chordata; Actinopteri; Atheriniformes; Atherinopsidae
Source: the annotation of a GenBank genome assembly
AUGGCCAACAGCUCCUUCCAUUACUCCUCCGUUCUCCACAUGGAGUUCAGCCCGCUCAGCGACUUGGCGGAGGACAACGAGACCAACUCCACCGCGGGAGAGCGAAACUUCGGCUGCGUCCAGAUCCGCAUCCCGCAGGAGCUGUUCCUGACCCUGGGCCUCAUCAGCCUCAUCGAGAACAUCAUGGUGAUCCUGGCCAUCAUGAAGAACCGCAACCUGCACUCGCCCAUGUACUACUUCAUCUGCUGCCUGGCCGUGUCCGACAUGCUGGUGAGCGUCAGCAACGUCAUGGAGACCGUGUUCAUGCUCCUCAACGACCACGGCCUCCUGGACGUGCACCCGGGCAUGCUGCGCCACCUGGACAACGUCAUCGACGUGAUGAUCUGCAGCUCCGUGGUGUCCUCCCUCUCGUUCCUGUGCACGAUCGCCGCGGACCGGUACGUCACCAUCUUUUACGCGCUGCGCUACCACAGCCUGAUGACCACCCAGCGCGCGGUCAUCAUCAUCGUGGUGGUGUGGCUGGCCAGCAUCACGUCCAGCAUCCUCUUCAUCGUCUACCACACCGACAACGCCGUCAUCGUGUGCCUCGUCACCUUCUUCUGCACCACCCUGGUGUUCAACGCCGUGCUGUACCUGCACAUGUUCGUCCUGGCGCACGUGCACUCCAGGCGCAUCACGGCCUUCCACAAAAGCAGGCGCCAGUCCACGAGCAUGAAGGGGGCCAUCACCCUCACGAUCCUCCUCGGGGUCUUCAUCGUGUGCUGGGGCCCCUUUUUCCUCCACCUCAUCCUCAUCCUCGCCUGCCCCACCAGCACCUUCUGCAACUGCUUCUUCCGAAACUUUAACCUUUUCCUCAUCCUGAUCAUCUGCAACUCUCUCAUAGAUCCGCUCAUCUACGCGUACCGGAGCCAGGAGCUGCGGAAAACCCUGCAGGAGCUGGUUCUGUGCGCCUGGUGCUUCGGCCCGUGA